AUCAUGCCUUGUAGUAAUUUUUACAAUUUGAAAGAAUUUGAUGGAAAUUUAAGGAAUUUUUAAGCAACUGGGAAAUUUGAUUGUGAGAGAACUGUCCUGGCGGUCAAAUUUAUGUCCUAGAAACAUUCCUUCCUUGCAAGACACCUGGAAAAUAGCGAUUGUAAAGUAUGGUUACCAGGGAUAGCUUUUACAUGAUCAAUUUAUAGGAGGAAGACUGGGCUGCAGUAAUGUAAAACGUGCCCGGAAUAGAGGUUCUGCAGGGCUGCAACUAUUUUGAUGAGUACCCUUGGAAAUGCUGUUGUACUCUAGUGGAAAAUAAGCUGAAUUUAGCAAAUUAGCAAAAAAAUUUUUAUUUACAAACCACUGUGACUUUUCACGUGCAAGCUUCUACAACACAGGAAAGUGGUGAAAGGAAAACACUCCACUACGACAAAAUCUGGGUCCGUGGCAACACCUUAGACCGUCCCUGACAAUGGAGGACGUGUAGGUGGAACGGUCGGUGGAAGAAGAAAUUGGACAAGAUGGAAAAAUUUCUGAGCAGUCUUAACGUUGAAAACAAGCGUUUCUAAUUUGUACGGCGUUCCGUGAAGGUUGUAAUUAAGUCGCAACAACGUUGCAAUAUGACAGCAAACAAGUGAAGAGCGGAAGAACGUUCAUCCUAAGUAGGAGGCUAAUAUUUGUUUUUCUCCUUUGGGACCGUAGCGACUUUUAUUGGAUGACCUCUAGAGCUCUGGAGUAUCAAUUCGAGAACAAGUUUUCGUUCCCUGUAUUAGCAAGUUGCAUAUGUUAUCAACGUCGUCGAGAUGGAAUAUUUGUCGUAAACCGUCAACUAGUUUGUCGUUUGUACUUCUUGCAUCAUUGUCGUACUAGUAUCUGUGAGAAUAACAUCUUGGUUGUUGUUUGGUGAAGAAGGAUGGAGAAUAACGAAACACCCAAAGUAUCAAAAGCAAAGACACCUCAUGGGGUCAUUGAUCACAAUGUAACCCAUGAAUAUGAAAGAGAACUUUAUUUAAUAUGCCCUCAAAGGAGAUGCACUCUUCAAAGCAACGGAAAAAAUAAAAACAUGUCGGAGAACUACUUGAUGCGAGAGCAGUUCAGUCAGAACAGUCGUAAAAGAAAAGAUAAAAGACUUCAAAAUGACAGCAGAUUUUGUGAACUCAGUGAUAUUAAAGGCGAGUUUAGAAGAAAGAAUUCUAAACAAACACGACGUGUUGUGUCUGUCGAUGAGUCACAGCCUGUGAAGAAUUCUCCUCUUUCUCAGUCACAGCUUAGUUUAUCUGUUCGAAGGCAGUUAAAGUAUACCACAUCUACGGAAGAGGAUGGUUCCUUGGCUGAUACGCAAGCUGGCGAAACUCCAACAAAAAAACCAAAAUUAGAGAAUCUUAAGGAGAAGUUUCCUUCUGGUCAGCUGAUAUGGGGGAAAUUAAAAGGUUUUGAUUGGUGGCCUGGUAUUGUUGUUGAUGUUGGUGCUUCCGCAAGCUUGGAAAACCACAUCAAUGAAGUCUGGGUUAAGUGGUUUGGAGAUAACAAGUUCUCAAAGCUUAUCAAGAAUGAAAUUGUUCUCUUUCGUCAUUUUCAAACAAAGUUUCUGAACUCAAAAUUCAGAGGAGUUUACAAAAGAGCCGUCGUUGAAGCAUUAGAGGUUGCUGUUUCACGUUGUAAGAAAGAGUUGAACGCAGAAGACAAUGAAAAGUGUGACCGUGUAAAACUUUUGUUAGACUGGGCUCUAGAUGAUUUUAAGCCCAGCGGACCUGAGCCAUUUGAAACGAUUAAAGAUGAACACAAAGUUUCAAUAAGUCCGAGCGCUGUUAACCUAGAAGAGGCCUGGAACCACCAUGAAGGAAAGAACAGAUUUGGUCAACCAAUCAGAAAACCAGCCCUAGCGGAAGACGUAAAAGUUGUUUUUGACCAAGCAGCUUCUGGGGUUUUGAAUAUUGAAGACAUCUGUCUUGGUUGUGGCGAUGUCAAAAUAAGUGUUCGACAUCCUCUUUUUUAUGGUGCACUUUGCGAUGAGUGUAAGGACACCUUUCUCGAAUGUGUUUAUCUCUUUGAUGAAGACGGAUACCAGAUGUAUUGUACGAUAUGUGGUGAUGGAAAAGAAGUUUUCAUGUGUGAAUCUCCAGCUUGCUUCAGAUCUUACUGUGCUGUGUGUUUGGAACUAAUGUGUGGCACUGGUACUGUUGAGCAGAUUUCGUCGUUAGAGACGUGGUGUUGUAUAAUGUGCCAGAAUACUAAAGUUGGUCUUCUUGAAAAAAGGGAAGAUUGGCAAGAGCAACUUCGACAGCUUUUUGACAUGGACAAAGAACACGAAUAUACUCCUCCUAUGGUAUCACCUCCUGUGCCACCUGAAAAACGAAAACCUCUUCGUGUUCUUUCCUUAUUUGACGGUAUCGGAACAGGAUUGUUCGCGUUAAAAGAACUGGGUCUCAACGUGGAGGUUUACGUGGCAUCUGAAAUUGAUGAAAACGCUACAAUGGUCGUCAAAGUUCAACAUGGCGAUGAUGAUGUUGUAAAAUUAGUUGGGGAUAUAGAACAAAUCACGCCAAAUCAGAUUCAGUCAUGGGGACCAUUUGAUUUGGUUAUUGGUGCAAGUCCUUGCAACGAUCUGUCAAUUGCUAAUCCUCUUCGACAAGGUGUUUAUGAGGGCAGCGGUCGUCUGUUUUUCGAGUUCUUUCGCCUACUGAUGUACGCCAAGCCAGAGAAAGCAGACGCAAGGCCUUUCUUUUGGCUUUUUGAAAAUGUUGUUAGCAUGCGCACUGUGGAUAAAAGGACAAUAUCUAGAUUUUUACAGUGCAAUCCUGUUGUGGUCGAUGCCAAAGAUAUCUCUCCUGCCCGCAGAGCCCGAUACUUUUGGGGAAAUUUGCCAGGAAUGAAUCGACCUACAAUUCCAGUCUCUGGAGACAAACUUUCUCUACAAUCAUGUUUAGAACCACAUUGUGGUCGUAAAGCUCGCUUUACAAAAAUACAGACAGUCACCACAAAGUCGAACUCAAUCAAGCAAACAAGAGAAGGUAUUUUACCCGUUGAAGUUUUCGAUUCUGAUGUAAAUGAAGAUUUACUUUGGUCUACUGAAAUGGAGAGGUUAUUUGGGUUUCCACCUCAUUAUACUGACGUCGCCAACAUGGGUCGAAAUCAGCGACAGAAAUUGCUUGGUAAAUCUUGGAGCGUUCCAGUAAUCAAACAUCUUUUUUCACCACUAAGGGAAUAUUUCAGUUCAAAAUCCGUUGCAGAGGAUUGCAAUCAAAGCAAAAGCUAAAUCCACGUAUUUUUUUCUCAUUUCUUUUCCUUUAUCAGACAAAAAAUUCCUCCUUAGAAGGAAUGUAACAUUUUUACAUGUUAUCUUAUUUCUUGAUGUUGUCACUUUUUCUCGUGGACAGGUAGUAUGCAAAAGAUUUUCUAACUAUG
Molecule: messenger RNA, 3405 nt
Organism: Xenia sp. Carnegie-2017
Lineage: Eukaryota; Metazoa; Cnidaria; Anthozoa; Malacalcyonacea; Xeniidae
Product: DNA (cytosine-5)-methyltransferase 3A-like
Exons: 27
Coding region: 914-3256 (780 amino acids)
Biological process (GO): regulation of gene expression
Cellular component (GO): nucleus
Molecular function (GO): methyltransferase activity
Source: RefSeq, a predicted model, not a curated record